Messenger RNA from Trichomycterus rosablanca, 4673 nucleotides. It is a transcript of the gene aqr, whose product is annotated as aquarius intron-binding spliceosomal factor. Gene Ontology annotation, molecular function: helicase activity; mRNA binding. Bases 71 to 4462 code for a protein of 1463 amino acids. Gene Ontology annotation, biological process: mRNA splicing, via spliceosome. The transcript has 36 exons. Gene Ontology annotation, cellular component: catalytic step 2 spliceosome. NCBI's taxonomy places the organism in Eukaryota, Metazoa, Chordata, Actinopteri, Siluriformes, Trichomycteridae. The record is from RefSeq and is a predicted model, not a curated record.
CUCACAUGCUAGAAAACUAACGCUAAAGCUUCCAACGUUUUAAUGACGUUUUAAUAAAACAGGUUACAGAAUGAGUGGAGUUGUGAUGGAAAAGGACGCGCGGGUGAAGAAGACGGCAGCGCCAUCAGUCACCCAGAUUAAUGCAGAAUAUGUUACACAGCUCGCAAAUAAAUAUUGGGCUCCCCAUGUCAAGAAUAAGCUGCCGUUUGAUUCUAAGGUCGUUGAAGAUGUCUAUCAGAAUGAGAUUGUCAAUUCAAAGUUUGCAAUCAGAAAAAUCAUGUUGUUGGAAUUUAGUCAGUACCUUGAGAAUUACUUGUGGGUCAACUACAGCCCGGAAGUGUCCAGUAACAGUUAUCUAAUGUCCAUCUGCUGUAUAGUCAAUGAGAAGUUCAGAGAGAAUGUUCCUGCCUGGGAGGUUUUUAAGAAGGCGCCCCAACAUUUCCCCUACUUUUUUAAGUGUGUAAUGGAAUCUUGUUUACAAGGGGAGAAUCUUGGCCUGUCAUUGCGAGAAGAGACCAUUUUACUACUCUUCCUUGAUCACUGUUUUAACAGUCUGGAAGUGGAUCUUAUUCGAGAACAGGUACAGCAGCUCAUAUCUCUGCCCAUGUGGAUGUGUCUCCUCCCGUCAAGACUCCAGCAUGAGCUGAAAAAAGUACCCAAGCUGCAGAAGUUCUGGAACCUCAUAAAGAAGAAUUUUGAGAAAAUGGAUUUGCUGGCUGCAGAGCAAGCCAAAAGGGAACGUACCUUUCUCUCCGCACUCAUAAAGAAAUUUCUUGCUGUGUUGAUGUCUGUUCCAGGAUCAGGUCCAAUUCCUAUGGAGAAGGUUCACUACUGCGAGAGAUUUAUCGAACUUGUGAUUGAUCUUGAGGCUCUUCUCCCCACGCGGCGCUGGUUCAACACUGUGCUGGAUGACUCUCACCUGGUGGUCAGCUGCCACCUGUCCAGUCUCACAAAGAGAGAGAAAGAAGGUCACCUCUUCUGCCAGCUGUUGGACAUGUUAAAAUUCUACACUGGCUUUGAAAUCAAUGAUCAGACCGGAAAUGCUCUGACACAGAAAGAGAUGACCACUCUCCACUAUGACAGAAUAACUUCUCUUCAGAGAGCCGCGUUCGCACACUUUCCUGAGCUUCAGGAUUUUGCUCUUUCUAACGUAGCAGCAGUGGACACUCGACAGUCACUCACCAAACACUUCGGUUAUCUCAGUCCGAAUACCCUCCACCGGGUGGCAUCUUAUCUGUGCCUUUUGCCUGAGCUUCCUAAGGGGGAAGACACAACCUAUGACAAAGAGAUAAUUUUGGAGCUUCUGGUGUCACGCCAUGAACGUCGAAUCUCUCAGAUUGAGCAACUUAAUCAAAUGCCUCUUUAUCCAACUGAGAAGAUAAUCUGGGAUGAGAACAUUGUCCCCACAGAGUACUAUUCCGGAGAAGGCUGCUUAGCUUUGCCAAAGCUUAAUUUGCAGUUCCUGACCCUCCAUGAUUACCUGUUAAGAAACUUUAACCUCUUUCGUCUGGAGUCAACCUAUGAGAUCAGACAGGACAUUGAAGAUGUGGUGUUACGGAUGAAGCCAUGGGAGUCUGAGUAUGGUGGAGUAGUGUUUGGUGGGUGGGCCAGAAUGGCACAGACCCUCAUGUCCUUCUCCAUUGUUGAAGUGGCCAAGCCUAAAAUCGGAGAGAACUGGCCUGCUCGAGUGCGUGCUGAUGUUACAGUGAAUCUCAAUGUACAGGGUCACAUCAAAACUGAAUGGGAAGGUUUGCGGAAGCACGAUGUUUGCUUUCUUAUCACGGUGCGACCGACCCUGCCUUACGGCACUCGGUUUGACAGACGCCAGCCUAUUGCGGAUCAAGUGGGUCUGGUGUACGUGAGGGGCUGUGAGGUACAAGGCAUGCUGGAUGAUAAAGGCCGGGUCAUUGAGGAAGGUCCUGAUCCGAAGCCCAAACUAAAAGGUGAUGCAAGGACAUUUCGUGUGUGGCUGGAUCCCAAUCAAUAUCAGCAGGACAUGACCAACAGCAUUCAGACUGGCGCUGAGGACCCCUAUGAGACUUUUAACGUCAUCAUGAGACGCAAGCCCAAAGAGAACAACUUCAAGGCUGUGCUGGAGACUAUACGUCACCUAAUGAAUACUGAGUGUGUCGUUCCUGACUGGCUUCAUGACAUCAUCCUGGGUUACGGUGACCCCGGGAGUGCCCAUUACUCCAAGAUGCCCAAUCAGAUCUCCACCCUUGACUUCAAUGAUACCUUCCUGUCUAUUGAUCAUCUUAAGUCCUGUUUUCCUGGUUACACAGUGAAGGUCACAGAAGAAGACCCAGCCAAACAGGUCCCUCCAUUCAGGAUCACAUUCCCAGUACAAAAUGUAAAGGGGAAGAAGCGGAAAGCAGAUGAAGAUGAGCAGAAGGAAGAAGACAAUGUACUGAAAGUGGAGCCCCACGUAACUCCAAACCGGGGACCUUAUCCCUACAACCAGCCCAAACGGAAUAACAUUCUCUUUACUCCGACUCAGAUUGAAGCUAUUCGUGCAGGCAUGCAGCCUGGUCUCACCAUGGUUGUGGGUCCCCCAGGAACAGGCAAAACAGAUGUAGCUGUGCAGAUUAUCUCCAACCUGUAUCACAACUUCCCUGAGCAGAGGACUCUCAUUGUGACUCAUUCCAAUCAGGCGCUGAACCAGCUGUUUGAAAAGAUUAUGGCCCUGGAUAUUGACGAGCGACACCUCCUUCGUCUGGGCCAUGGUGAGGAGGCGCUGGAGACAGAAAAGGAUUUUAGCAGGUAUGGAAGAGUGAACUAUGUUCUGGCACGGAGGUUAGAACUGCUAAGGGAGGUGGCACGCCUGCAGGAGAGUCUCGGCGUUCCUGGUGAUGUGUCAUACACCUGUGAAACGGCUGGUCAUUUCUACCUUUAUCAGGUGAUGUCUCGCUGGGAAGAGUACAUGAGCAAGGUCAAGCCUAAACCAGCCCGGGAUACGAGCGUGCAGGACGUGGCUGAACACUUUCCUUUCCAUAAGUACUUCUCAAACGCUCCUCAGCCUGUGUUUAAAGGUCAGAGUUACGAGGAGAACAUGGACAUAGCAGAGGGUUGCUACCGCCACAUCCGCAAGAUCUUCACACAGCUUGAAGAAUUCAGGGCGUUUGAGCUGUUACGGAGUGGGCUGGACAGAUCAAAGUACCUGCUAGUUAAAGAGGCUAAGAUCAUCGCCAUGACCUGUACGCAUGCUGCUCUCAAACGGCAUGACCUCGUCGAGCUUGGUUUUAAGUAUGAUAACAUCCUGAUGGAAGAAGCAGCUCAGAUCCUGGAGAUUGAAACCUUCAUUCCACUUCUACUACAGAAUCCAGAGGAUGGCUACAGUCGGCUGAAACGCUGGAUAAUGAUUGGUGAUCAUCACCAGCUUCCUCCUGUCAUUAAAAACAUGGCCUUCCAGAAAUACUCCAACAUGGAGCAGUCUCUAUUCACACGCUUUGUGCGUCUGGGGGUGCCCACAGUGGACCUGGAUGCUCAGGGCAGGGCCCGUGCCAGUUUGUGUAAUCUGUAUAACUGGCGCUAUAAGAAGCUUGGGAACCUACCUCAUGUUCAGAGCCAACCUGAGUUUCAGGCACCCAACCCAGGCCUGACCUACGACUUCCAGCUCAUCAACGUUGAGGAUUUUAAUGGAAUUGGAGAGUCUGAACCUAAUCCAUACUUCUACCAGAACCUGGCUGAGGCAGAAUAUUCCGUGGCUCUGUUCAUGUACAUGCGACUGUUGGGUUACCCGGCAGACCGCAUCAGCAUCCUCACCACCUACAACGGCCAGAAACACCUCAUCAGAGACGUCAUCAACCAGCGGUGUGCCAACAAUGCCUUUUUCGGCCAGCCCAGCAAAGUGACAACAGUGGACAGAUUCCAAGGUCAGCAGAAUGACUACAUCAUCCUCUCAUUGGUGCGCACCAAAGCUGUGGGACACUUGAGAGAUGUUCGCCGCUUAGUGGUAGCCAUGUCCAGAGCCAGACUGGGUCUGUACAUUUUUGCUCGGGUCUCACUCUUCCAAAACUGCUUUGAGCUGACACCUGCCUUCAACCAGCUUACUGCACGGCCCCUGCAGCUGCACAUCCGGCCCCAAGAGUACUACACUUCAACUGAGCAGCGCUCAGCAGAGCCAGAUCAGGUGAUAAAAGACAUGCCUGAGAUGACGAACCUAGUCUACAACAUGUACAUGCACAUGAUCCAACGCACACAGCAACACAGACAGCAGCAGCAGGGACUUCUCCCUCCUCCUCAGCAGGUGAAAAAAGCAGUGGAGUCUGAUAUCACUAUGGAGGAGGAAGAAACAGCAAUGCAUGAAGAAAGUGAGACGAAAGGCCAGACUGAAGCUGAGAAAGAGUCUGAGAUGCAGCAAGAGUCUGGUGUUGAAGAGCAGCACACAGAUGAACAUGUUAAAAUGCCGGAGCAUCCAGGCAGAGAUAGUGACAGUGGGGACAGUGAUGAGGAAGAAACUUAAAGACUCAGCAUAGGGUCCACACCACCAUUUCUGAUUUUGUUUAAUUUAGACCAUUAUUCCAUCUUGAUCUGUAGAAAUGGAAAGCCACGAAAUAUUUCAUUUGUAAGAAGAAUUUUGUAACACAUUUUUUGUAAUAAAAUGAAACUUCUGUGAUCUUUAAUUAAAGAAACUUAUUUUAGUCCUUAAAUUCCUAUAUUAUGACAGGAACUUG